UUCACUUUUCAAGUUUUGGUGAUGAUUUUAGGUUCUGUUAGUGUCACAUACUUUGGCGUAAGAUCAUUACUAGAAUCUAACCUUGACGAAUCCAAAUUUGAGGUUUUGAAAUCUGGGUUUUGCUUAACCAAAAUGGAAUUUUUGUUGUAAUAUACAUGGGUUUUAUUGCACAAAAGUGCAUUCUGUAAACUAGAUGAGACGGUUUAUUCAGUGUUGGGUGUGUUGGGACAUUGGCUUCGGUUGGUGACACUGACAGCAUCGACUUUCCUCAUCUUAAGUUUCCCCUUUGGCAUCGCUUAAGGCCUAAACUUAGAGCAUGUGACCCCAACAUGUAAUACAGCAUGACAUGGUGUCUCUAAAGUUCCAUUUCCUGGUUUGUGAUGAUGCAAAUGUAAUGUGACACACGAGACCUUCAACCACGAUACAAUACCCUUAUUAUAUUUCAUUGCUGCCAUGUCAACGCCAUCACCUUCACCAUUGUUAUCACCAUCACCACAACUCUCUUCCGAUGCACCUUCACCUUCAUCUAUGCCAACAUCAUCGCCAUCCCAGUCUCUGGUUCCGGCGACUCUGUUGGCACCACCAUCAUUGUCAUCACCAUCACCGUCGCCAAUAAUGCCACCACAAUCGUGGGCAUCAACUUCUCCUCCUCCAGCAGCCCCACCACCUCCUCGGAGUUCUUCUCCUUCUCCAACAUCUACUACACCUACAAGUAGUAGUGCAUCUCCUCCUCCUCCUCCAGCUAGGAUAAGUCCUUUUGAUUCUCAUUCUACUCCAUCACACUCUUCUUCUGGAUUGGUUCCACAACCUCCAUCAGCACAAAAUUCUGGCCUUGGAAGCAGUGGUGGAACUAGUGCAAUGGCUGUUGGAGUAGUGACAGGACUUCUCCUGCUUGGCUUCAUUGGCAUUGCUAUCUGGUGCAUGAGGAGGCAAAAGGAAAAGAUUUCUAAGAUUGGUGGUUAUGGCUCGCCAGCCCCUCUUGGCUCAUCACCUGAAACAGAGUUGUCCUUUAUCAAGAUUCGUUCUUCAGCUCCUCUCAUACAAAGAGCAUCCGGGGUUAAUACACCAUCAUCAGGACUAGGCAACUCAAGGUCAUUGUUUGCAUAUGAAGAACUAAAGAAGGCCACAAACAGUUUUUCAACUCAAAAUCUUUUGGGAGAGGGCGGAUUUGGUUGCGUGUAUAAAGGGUCACUUCAAGAUGGGAGAGAGGUAGCAGUUAAGCAACUGAAAAUUGAAGGAGGUCAGGGUGAGAGAGAAUUCAAAGGUGAAGUUGAAAUCAUUAGCCGCAUACAUCAUCGUCAUUUGGUUUCUUUGGUGGGAUACUGCAUUUCAGAUAACAGAAGAUUACUUGUCUAUGACUAUGUCCCCAAUAAUACCCUUUAUUUUCAUCUUCAUGGGGAAGGUAGGCCACUGCUGGAAUGGGAAAAACGUGUUAAAAUUGCGGCUGGAGCAGCUAGAGGAAUAGCUUAUCUUCAUGAAGAUUGCAAUCCACGGAUUAUUCACAGGGAUAUCAAGUCAUCAAAUAUUCUUUUAGACUACAACUUUGAAGCUCGAGUCUCAGAUUUUGGGCUAGCCAAAUUAGCUGAUGCAAAUACACAUGUAACCACGCGUGUUAUGGGAACUUUUGGAUAUGUGGCACCUGAAUAUGUAUCAAGUGGUAAAUUGACUGAGAAAUCAGAUGUAUACUCUUUUGGAGUCAUGCUUUUGGAGCUCAUUACUGGAAGGAAGCCAGUAGACAUAUCUCAACCAGUUGGAGAAGAGAGCCUUAUUGAAUGGGCUCGACCUUUGCUAAAUGAUGCACUAGAUAGCGAGGAAUUUGAGAGUUUAACAGAUCCAAAGCUAGGAAAGAACUAUGUUCAAAGUGAAAUGUUUUGCAUGAUUGAAGUUGCUGCUGCUUGCGUGCGUUAUUCAUCUGCCAAAAGACCUCGUAUGGGACAGGUUGUUAGAGCUUUUGAUAGUUUAGCUACUUGUGAUCUUUCAAAUGGAAUGAGAGUUGGGGACUCUGCGCAGCAAUCUGCAGAUAUUAGAUUGUUUCGUAUAAUGGCAUUUGGAUUUGGUAGUCAAGAUUAUAACUCAGACUUUUUAAGCCACAUAGUUUGAAUACAAAAGAGAAUAUGAUAUAUAUUGGGAGAGUUUGGUUUCAAAUUUGACUCUUUUGAGGUGAAUAUACCCCCUGAAAUUGACUGUACAUUAUCUUGAUUCUUGUAACAAACUCUUUAAUUUUUUUCACCUUUU
Messenger RNA from Cajanus cajan (pigeon pea), 2235 nucleotides. RefSeq names its product proline-rich receptor-like protein kinase PERK9. Gene Ontology annotation, molecular function: protein kinase activity; ATP binding. The record is from RefSeq and is a predicted model, not a curated record. Lineage: Eukaryota; Viridiplantae; Streptophyta; Magnoliopsida; Fabales; Fabaceae. Gene Ontology annotation, biological process: protein phosphorylation.